Molecule: messenger RNA, 591 nt
Organism: Perkinsus marinus ATCC 50983
Lineage: Eukaryota; Perkinsozoa; Perkinsida; Perkinsidae
Exons: 1
Coding region: 1-591 (196 amino acids)
Source: RefSeq, a predicted model, not a curated record
AUGGUUAACUCCCUAGACAACGACGCUCUUGAGUUAGCACUGGGAAGACUCGACCUUGAGCCAAGUGACACCGCAGAGAUUAGGAAAUGGUUGAACUCUCCUGCUCUCGGUUCUUGCUUCUCCUCGUACGACUUCGUGUACGACCCCAUCGACAAUGAUAGGCUGGACGACAUCCUGAGCAAGCUCCUUGAACUGGACGCGGUUCCGCCUGCUGAGGCCCGAAACUUCGUCUCACUUUGGGCGGGGGCCAUAGUUACAAUGUCCCCCCCGCUCGAGGACGGCGAGGAAGAGGACCCAGUAGACUAUGCUCGCAACAUCUUCUCGGAAAUCUUCCAUGGCGGCCUUGUCCAUGGGGAGCGACUCCCGGUUACCUUGUGGCUAGCUACGGUCCUCGCCACCGCAUCAACCAAGAGGCGAUUCAGGCUGGCCCGAAGCACCAGGCUGGGUAAUGAGCGACUGCAAGGCGAGGCGUUAGUGGAAGCCCUUCUCCAGAAGGGGGAGCUGGUUGUGAAGGUAGACGCCACUGGUCAAACUCACGAAACCUUCAUGACACCGCACAGUGCUGAAGGACUGAGAACAGUGUGCAGGUGA